UCGGAGGGUUAGGGUUUUGAUUUUCAAACGAUUAAGCAGAUAGAAUUUCAAAUGAAGAGAAAAAGUUCCCAAAUCAACAUCGAAGAUCGAUCUCCGAUCCGAUCUUCGUUUGCAAGAGGUUUCUACGGAGUUAAGAGCUCUAAAGCUCGAUUAAACGCUACGUCUAGAGAAACCCAAGGUAUUGACAAUGGUGAAUUGCAAGAAUCUCCAUCAGUUCCUAUACAAAGAAAUCAGGCUCCAAGAUCUGAUGACCCCAAAACAUCAGAAUUUGCUUUCUUCAAGAAAUUAAAGGAAGAUGCAGCUCAUAAUUCUCUUCCCCAUUCACUGUCUCAAAAUAAAAACCAAUCUGUAAAGUUCAAAUCAACUGAUUGUUCGAGAGAGAGAGCCAGUGUUAUCGAGAAUAAACAUAAUGAUUUCAAGUCCUCAUCGCUUCCUAAAAAUGUAACACCUGAUAAUUUUGCCUCAUUCCUCUCACCACUUGGUAAUUCAUCGAAGAAGUCAGGGGUAGACAUAAAGAAAUCUAGUACAACCUGGAUAGAUAUACACAGUGCACAGGAAAAAGUGAAGGAAUAUGGUAAUGCGUUAAGAGGGAAUCGAUGCAGCAAUGCUGACGUCUUUACCAGAAAAAGACAGAAACUACGUCAAUUGGUUGCAAAUACCUCGUUUCCUGAAGUUGAUAAACUCUGUUCUAAGGGGUAUGAUAUUGUCUCUGCAUUGCUCAGUAAGCUGUUCCCUGAGAGCAAUGAGGACCAGAGUUUUGGGCUUUUAGAGACGAGGAAAUUGGACAUUGAUGCCAAAUCCAGGUCAUUUACUUCUCCAGAGUCAGAUAUGGACUUCAAGAAAUCUGAUUGGAUGCCUAAAAGGAAUUUUUUGGAACUUGAAUGUGGGGCCUCCUUUGAUGUUGAAUUCUCAUCUUGUUGGUCUGAAAUACCCAGAGCGCUUCCAAAUCCCAACUCUCCGGGCUGUUAUUUUCAGACAACUUAUUCUGACAACAGAAUAAUGGAGGUUGAUCAUGAGAUAGGAGAAAGAACCGCUCCAAUUUUAUGCACUAAAGUUGAUUCAGCUUUUGAUUUCCAUAUCAAUAGACAUAGAUCUCUUACAAUGGGGCAUCUCAAAGAGUUUGAUGAAUUCCAUUAUCCUAUCAAAACUGUGCACAGAAAGCCCCAGGCUCUUCUGCUUGGUGGCGAGUUAGAUAACGCGAUAAAUAAAGAGCUGAGCUUGUGUCCCGUCCUGUCAGGUUCAUAUGGCAACGAUCUCCAGCUGAAUCUCGAUAACCAUGUCAUUUCGGGUGGAUUAACUGCGUCUUCACUUCAGUUCGCCCCUUCAACAAGCAACAACAGUGAUAAUUUUGAAGAAUGUUUUCUUCAAGUUAAGGAUGACAACAUUGUUAAAGUUAUUAACAAUUUUUUGUUACCCUUAUCACAUGCAGCAAACCAUCUGAAUUCGAGUGAUUAUUAUCGUUACGACACCACAUUCAAAGAUAGCCGGGUCUUGCUUUCUCCUCAAAACCACCUUUGGUUUAUCAGAAAGGAACUGAAUGAGGACCAUUAUUGUCUCAACAAAGAAGCAUUAUUCUCCCCUGGACUAGAUUUUUAUCUAGAGCCAAAGUGCGUACUACCAGUAAGAGAUUCUUUAAAAGAUGAUUACUCAUAUGCUUGCCCUGCUCUUGAAUUUCAUCGAAACGAAGGCCUAUCUUCAUACUAUCUGCUUGGAGAUGAGAAUGCAAAUUGCUUAGAUGGUUUAAGUAAUAAAAAGAUCAUGAACGAUGAAACGGUUAAUUUCAAUGACUGGUCCACCUUUUAUUUCGAAAAGAAGGUAUGUUCUUUGUUACUCGAUAAAUCAAACAGAUAUGAAUCUGAAGGAGAUAUAUAGUGUGAUGUCAAACCAAGUGAAAUAUGAAGUUUCCUAUGGUGUAUUUUUGUCCUUGCUUUGUAAAAAAAUAUUAUAUCGCCUCGAGGCUAACGGGUUACAAUUUCAAGAGAGUUUUGAAGGUAGGCUUACAUAUAUGUUUUACGGGGUAUUGCUAUGGAUGUGAUCCGCAACAGAAAGCUUUUGAAGCGGCUUUUAGUGUUUUAACUAAACGUUAUUUUUUUUUUUUAUUCGGUAAUAUAGUGUUUAAA
Molecule: messenger RNA, 2120 nt
Organism: Jatropha curcas
Lineage: Eukaryota; Viridiplantae; Streptophyta; Magnoliopsida; Malpighiales; Euphorbiaceae
Source: RefSeq, a predicted model, not a curated record